Molecule: messenger RNA, 1404 nt
Organism: Daucus carota subsp. sativus
Lineage: Eukaryota; Viridiplantae; Streptophyta; Magnoliopsida; Apiales; Apiaceae
Product: anamorsin homolog
Exons: 8
Coding region: 242-1063 (273 amino acids)
Biological process (GO): iron-sulfur cluster assembly
Cellular component (GO): cytoplasm
Molecular function (GO): S-adenosylmethionine-dependent methyltransferase activity; iron-sulfur cluster binding
Source: RefSeq, a predicted model, not a curated record
AUACAAACACUCCCCGAGGCUUGAGGGUUUUUUUAGCGCUGGACGAGGGAAUCCCCGUCCAGCGCUAAAAAAGCGCUGGACAUAUUAAAGUUUUAGUACGAUCCUGGCCGCUGGAUAUGCAUCCAACGGGCCAGAAACCGUGUGCUGUUUAACCGGUCCCUGGCAUACGGCUGCCAGGGACCUGGACCCUUAAUUCACACCGCCUUUGUUUCAUCUGCUCUACCAUCUCGCGGCUAUUGCUAUGGGCACCACAAUGAUACAGGAUAAUGUGUUGGCAAUUACCGAUCAUGUUAUUUUGCCUAUUAGCGUAGUACUCAAUGCGAUCAAAGAAAUCAAGACAGAAGGAAUCGAACAAACCGAUCCUUUGGUUAUUACUCAAGCUUCAUUAAUAGGCUCCUUGCCUGUGGAUCCUUCCUCUGUGGAUAUUGUCGUUUGCAUCUGCCAUUCAUUGGAUUUUCUUGAUAAAAAAUUGUUGGAUGAGUUCUCACGAGUGCUGAGACCUGGCGGACAGAUCCUCUUCCAGACUUCACAGUCUACCCUUGACCAGACAACAUCUUCUUUACAAGGAAAGCUUCUAGUUGCCGGCUAUGUUGACGUGCAGAUUGGUACAAUGACAUUAACAGUGCCAUCAGAGGUUUCACAGCCUAUUACAGUAAAGGCAAAGAGGCCUUCUUGGAAGGUUGGCUCGUCAUUCUCUAUAAAAAAGGCAAUGAAAAAUUUGCCCAAGCUUCAAAUUGAUGAUGAUAUGGAUCUCAUCGAUGAGGAUAGUCUUUUAUCUGAAGAUGAUUUAAAGAAACCACAGAUCCCACCUGUUGGUGAUUGUGAAGUCAGCAACACAAGGAAAGCUUGCAAAAACUGCAGUUGUGGACGGGCUGAGGCAGAACAAAAAGUACAAAAGAUAGGACCAACUAUGGACCAGCUGGAAAAUCCUCAAUCAGCCUGUGGCAGUUGCGGACUUGGUGAUGCUUUUCGGUGCGGUUCAUGCCCAUACAAAGGUCUACCUCCAUUCAAACUUGGAGAGAAGGUAUCACUGUCUGGAAAUUUUCUAGCAGCUGACAUCUAAGUUGGCGGCAGGAGGUUUAAUUAAAAAAUUUCUGGUGGUGCUAUGUUGUGCUUGAUCUUUGGAAGCAAGCAGUUUUUGUUCUUAUAGAGAUGCUGGCCUAGCUGGAUUUUCGAAUACGAUAUGUGUGCAACUAUAAUAGACUUUAAGUUUGCAAAGUAUUAUGAGCUAAUGAAUUGUUUUGUUCCUUUUCACUAUAUCCGUUUAAUCUUUUCUUUACUAUCUUGUAAAACAUAGAAAAACAGUGAAGCUCUGCCUACCGCUCUUACACUAAGAGGAACGGAAAUAUUGAAUGAAGGUUUAACCUUGAUGAUUGAUUUACAUUUUACAUUUGAUUUCUUGAA